Messenger RNA from Anolis sagrei ordinatus, 3191 nucleotides. RefSeq names its product coenzyme Q8A (gene COQ8A). The record is from RefSeq and is a predicted model, not a curated record. Lineage: Eukaryota; Metazoa; Chordata; Lepidosauria; Squamata; Anolidae. Gene Ontology annotation, biological process: ubiquinone biosynthetic process.
CUUCAAGCCCAGCGGGGCGGAGGAGUUAGUAAACAAGCUGCGCGCCUCGUGGUGACACCGAGGAGAAAAGGGGCGAGAUACAGCCUUUGGCAUAUGAUGUAGUUGGAUCCCUCCAUGAUCUAUUUAAAGAGCACUGGAGGUGAUCCACCAUGGCGGGAGAUGCCAUCAUGGUGAUGCGAGGCCUGGCAAAACUCAGUAAGGCAGUCCUAGAGGCACAAGCAGGACAACUCCGGCAAGUAGUUCUUGGGGGUGAUGCUGUAACUGUAGUCAGGAGCUUCCAGGCUGCUGCUGAAGAACAGUUCAGUACAGCCAUGGGGAAAAUGCAGGAAUUGGGGAAACAACAGGAAAACUUUAAAGAUCUUGAUGAGGACUUUGGAAAAGAGUACAACUUCUCAGAAUCAGAGUGGAGUGAUGCUUCAAAAGACUUUUCCCCUCCACCAAAUCAGCCUCCUGUGGAUGGUGGUGCAAAAGGCCCGUCUUAUUCUUAUGUUGCCAAAGAACCUUUUUCAAAUAUUGAUGGGAGUGGAGAUUCUAGUUCGAAUCCCAUUUCUGCUAAAGUGAAUGCAAAGCUCUUUGGAGGCUUUAGGGACUGUGGGAAUCUGUAUGGUCCUAUUUAUCGGCAAAGCCGGGCUUUUCAUCAAGACCAUUCCUCUGUUGGUGGACUCACAGCUGAAGACAUUGACAAGGCUCGGCAAGCUAAAACGGAUCCACAGCACAAACCAUACAAACAGAUGCUCAGUGAACGUGCCCGAGAGCGGAAAGUGCCAGUUACUCGAAUUGGGAGACUUGCUAACUUUGGAGGCUUGGCAGUUGGUCUUGGCAUUGGAGCACUUGCAGAGGUUGCAAAGAAAAGCCUUAGAUCUGAAGAACGUAAUGGAAAGAAGGCUAUAACGGAUGCCAGCCCGUUUCUAUCAGAGGCCAAUGCAGAAAGAAUUGUGAGAACCCUGUGCAAAGUUCGAGGGGCUGCGCUGAAGCUAGGACAGAUGCUGAGCAUUCAAGAUGAUGCCUUUAUCAACCCUCACUUGCAGAAGAUUUUUGAACGUGUGCGUCAAAGUGCAGAUUUCAUGCCUAUAAAGCAAAUGAUGAAAACCUUGAACAAUGAUCUUGGCCCUAACUGGCGUGAUAAAUUGGAGUUUUUUGAAGAGCGACCUUUUGCUGCAGCUUCCAUUGGACAGGUUCAUCUGGCACGCUUGAAAAAUGGCAAAGAAGUUGCCAUGAAAAUCCAGUAUCCUGGAGUGGCCCAGAGCAUUAAUAGUGAUGUCAGCAAUCUGAUGACUGUCCUGAGUAUGAGCAAUGUUCUCCCAGAAGGUCUCUUCCCUGAACAUCUGAUUGAAGUUCUGAGCAGAGAGCUGGCCCUGGAAUGUGAUUAUAAGAGAGAGGCAUCCUGUGCAAAGAAAUUCAGGGAACUGCUGAAGGAUCACCCAUUCUUUUAUGUCCCUGCUGUGGUGGACGAGUUGUGCAGCUCCCAUGUCCUGACGACAGAACUGGUCACAGGGUUUCCACUGGAUCAAGCUGAAGAACUCAGCCAGGAGAUCCGGAAUGAGAUCUGCCACAACAUACUGGUCUUGUGCUUGCGAGAACUGUUUGAGUUCAGGUAUAUGCAGACUGAUCCAAACUGGUCUAACUUCUUCUAUGACCCAGAAUUGCAUAAGGUAGCCCUUCUGGAUUUUGGGGCAACCCGUGGCUUUGAUGAAGAAUUUACAGACGUCUACAUAGAGUUAAUCAAAGCUGCUGCUGAGAUGGACCGAGAGACAGUGCUGAGGAAAUCAAUAGAAAUGAAAUUCUUAACUGGAUACGAAGUCAAGGCUAUGGAAGAUGCACAUUUGGAUGCUGUCCUCAUCCUGGGAGAAGCAUUUGCUUCCAGUGAACCUUUUGACUUUGGCUGCCAACAUACCACAGAGAAGAUACAUGGCUUAAUCCCAGUCAUGCUGAAGCACAGGCUGGUCCCUCCACCUGAGGAGACCUACUCUCUCCAUCGGAAAAUGGGGGGUUCUUUUCUCAUAUGCUCCAAACUGAAGGCCAAAAUUCCAUGCAAGGACAUGUUUCAGGAAGCCUACGGGAAUUACUGGAGCAGAAAGGCCAAGAAGGAGGAGAAUAAAAACUGUUAAAACACCUUGUGCUACAUGGCCAAUCGUCCAAAUUGUGGUUAACCACCAUUCAGUUUUUUCUCACAACCCCAGGAUCACUGCAGAAGCAUGGCAACCUGUCACCUGGAAAGAGAACGCCUGGUUUCAAGGGCAAUAUUGUUUGUCUAUUAAUCGUAUCUCCUGCACUUUAUACACUCACCAUUAUCUGUGUAACUUUGUUUUACAGGAAAUGGCAAUCAGCUAGUAUAGGGUACCUGGAGGAAAACUAGGCAGCUGUGUUUCUUUACUAUCCUAGGUAUGGGCUUUCAUUUUCAUAGUUUAAUACUAAUCGCUGUGUACCUUUAAAAAAAGUAACAGCAGAUGGAGGAAAGUGAACCAAAAUAAGUUGGCAUUGAAAUCUUAUUUGUAAUUCUUCAAACAUUUGUGGUUUUUCCCCAUUUUUAGAUGUCCUUCAGGGUUUUUUGUCCAAGGUGGAAUACAAAUGGUUUGAUAUUGUGAAGAAGGUUGCCAACAUAACUUACAGAGAAAACACCUAUUUUUGUAUCAUAUUUGAUGGGAGUCUGUAAUGGGAUUUCCUGGUGGAGCAGGACAAGAUGUGUACAUAGGGAUUUUUUAUGCCUUCAGUUGUUAAUUUUCAAGGAAAGUGAAGAUUUUAAAGAAUCAGAUGCAAGAGAUGUGGUGGCAUAUAUAGAACACUCUGCUUGAAAUUCAGUUGCUCUCUUCUGAUUCUUUGAGUUGAAUGUAUAAGCAGAGGGAAUGUAAUACAUGGAGUUCUCAUUAAAUGAUUCAGCGGAACCAGAGCUCUAACUGGCAUUUGUAGAAGCCCAACUGUGAAAAUGUAGUCCUACCAUUUUCAUGUUUGCAUCUUUGUAGUGCAAUUAUUGAUGGAAAGCAAGUGGGGGAAACUUGUACUCUGGGCUUCUUAUAGCAGUAUCAAAGAAGGCAAUUUGGGAUUACAUUGAAAAGCUUAAUAUACAUGUAAGUAGCUGAACGCACAACCUUAAACAAUUGGAGGCAAGCUGGCAAAUGUAUUUUGGACUUUUUGUAAGAGUUUGAAGCUGUACAACUUUCAAUUGAUUUCCAAUAAAGAAGUGCUUGUGCAGA